CCCCCCCCCCCAGAAAACGAGAGAAAGAACUUCAAGCCUGAGGCAGCAUUAUCAAUCUGUCUGGCGUCUCUUUUCCUUCAUCCUCUGCCCAUCUGGAUUCCACACGGCCUCUUCACACUUUGUAACAAACCUCGGUUGGCUCACGCCCUUCGACAGACACUUUGGGGUCAAGGUUUGUGUCGACAGGUAAGAGGAGGAAGAAGAAGGAGCACAUGCCCUUAUUUAGAAGAAGGGUCUGUCCGGCGCGUCACCGCUGACUCGCGACGGCGCAGCCACAACUUUGACAAGUGCGUCGGCGGCGGCGGCUCCAUUUACGCGCACACGCAUGGAAUAAAGACGACGAUGGAGUUCUUCUGGGGCAACAUCUGCUUGGUUGUGACACUUAUCAUCGUUGACAGCGUCGGCCAGUCACGGUGCUUCAACGUCGGCACCGCAGGCGCCAAGGUUUUCAGCGGCCCGGCGGCGGAGGAGUUCGGCUACACAGUCCUGCAAACGACAAACCACCAAGGCAAAUGGCUCCUGGUUGGCGCCCCGUGGAGCGGUUACAGCCGAAACACGAAGGGGGAUGUUUACAAGUGUCCAGUCACAGGGUCCAGAACCAGCUGCGACAAGCUCAAUCUUCAAGAUUCUGUCAGUAUUCCAGAUGUUAGGAACGUGAACGACAACAUGCGCCUGGGUUUGACUCUCACCCGGAUGCCGGGAGUCAAUGACUUGAUGAUGUGCGGUCCUCUUUGGGGACAGCUGUGUGGCACUCAAGACUUCUACCCUGGAAUAUGUGCAAAGCUGAGCCCCCUCUUCGCGCCCCAACCUGCCUUCUCUCCCGCCGUCCAGACAUGCGGAGGACCUAUGGACAUCGUGAUCGUGUUGGACGGCUCCAACAGCAUCUAUCCUUGGGAGCCGAUGAACCACUUCCUCCAGAAACUGAUCCCAGCGCUCGACAUCGGGCCAAAAAACACACAGGUCAGCGUCAUUCAGUACGCCGUCGAUCCCCAGUUCGAAUUCAGACUGAACGAGUAUAAAACCAAAGAUGAGGUGAUGGCUGCAGCGUCAGCAAUCACACAAAUGUACGGUCACUCUACCAAUACUUUCCACGCGAUCCAGUACGCCAGUCAGUGGGGCUUCAAUCAGAAAAACGGCGCCCGGCCGGGCGCGGCCAAGGUGAUGGUGGUUGUCACGGACGGAGAGUCUCACGAUAUGGCUUUCAGAGAUACAGUCAUUGAAGAAUGCGAGAGGGACGGCAUCACCCGCUUUGGCAUCGCUGUCCUGGGUUAUUAUACCAGAAACAACAUCGACACGGAGAACCUGAUAAAGGAAAUAAAAUCCAUCGCCAGUUUACCCACGGAGAAGUUCUUCUUCAAUGUGUCUGAGGAGGCGGCUCUCUCCACCAUCACUGGGGCACUGGGGAACCGCAUCUUUAACAUAGAGGGCACUGGAAAAGGCGGUGACAACUUCAAAAUGGAGAUGUCCCAGGUCGGAUUCAGCGCCCACUACUCCAGCCAACAGGAUGUGAUGAUGCUGGGAGCAGUGGGAGCCUACGCUUGGAGCGGGACUGUCGUCCAUCAGAAGGGGUCAAAAGUAGACAUUUUUCCCUUCUCCGCCUUUGAGGGGGCUCUUCAAGACAGAAACCACAGUUCAUUACUCGGUUACGCCGUCACCACACUGAAUGAUGGGUCGACACUCUACUUUGUGGCCGGUGCGCCGCGCUCCAACCACUCUGGACAGGUCAUCGUCUACACUGUCAACGCUCACAAGCAAACGGCCAUUAUAGAUUCCGAAAGAGGGAAGCAGAUCGGGUCGUACUUCGGAAGCAUCUUAUGCUCCCUGGACGUGGACAAAGACGGGGUGACUGACCUCCUUCUGGUGGGUGCGCCCAUGUUCAUGAGUGAGCUGAAGAGAGAGGAGGGCAGGGUCUAUCUGUUCUCGGUUACCAAGGGUAUACUGAACGAGCAGGGAUUCCUCGACGGGCCGUCCCCGACUGAGGAUGCGCGUUUUGGGAUGGCCAUCUCCGCCAUUCCCGACCUGAACCUCGAUGGUUUCAACGAUGUUGUAGUUGGUGCACCACUGGAGGACAAACAAAAAGGCGCCAUUUACAUCUACAACGGAGAGAAGAAGACAUUAAACAAGCAGUUCUCACAGAGAAUCUCUGGCUCCAAACUGGAUCCUCAGUUGCAGUAUUUCGGAAGGUCCCUCGACAGCUACAAAGACCUGAAUGGUGACACACUCCCGGACAUCUCGGUCGGUGCCUAUGGCAAAGUGGUGCAGCUCUGGUCCCGGGGUGUGGCGUCGGUCACGGCUACAGCUUCUUUCAACCCCGACAAAAUCAACAUUUUCAACAAACCCUGUAACGUCAAUGGGCGCAAGCUCUCGUGCUUCAACGCCAACCUCUGUUUCAGAUCCUCGUUCAGGCCCGCGAGCCCCGUCGGACCCGUUGAUGUAUCCUACACUUUGACUCUGGACGCUGACCUGCAGGCUUCGCGGGUGACGUCGAGAGGCCUGUUCACAAAAAACAACGAACGCCUCCUCACAGAAAAUGCGCAAGUGUCAUCUACGCCCCUGUGUCGGGACUAUCAGGUUUACGUUCAGGAGACACCCGACUUCGUCAACUCCCUCAGUCUGAAAGUGGAAAUCGAGCAGAGCAGCGCCAACGCCAAUCCCGUCCUCGAUAAGUUUUCCCCAAGUGCCGCACAGUUCUUCAUCCCCUUCACAAAAGACUGUGGCGCUGACGAUGUGUGCAUCAGCGAUCUGGUGCUGAGUGUGAAGACGGACACAAAGGCGUCCAGUUCAGCUCCCGUUCUGGUCAGCGCUAAUGACCGAGAACUGUCAUUCGAAGUCGUUGUGAGGAACAAGAAGGAGAACGCGUACAACUCCCGGGUCUCGGCCACGUUCUCCAGCAACCUCUACUACUCCUCCGUCUCCCCUGUCACAGACAGCGUCAAGUGCACCUCAACACAAACACAAACUGUCACUUGCCUCGUGGGAUACCCAGCAUUAAAAAAGAAUGACGAGGUCAAAUUUCAAAUCAACUUUGAAUACAGCCUUGAUCAGUUGCAAAACCGCGCAGAUGUGAAGUUCGAGGCCAAGAGUGAUGGUAAAGAGGAAAGACCUGCGGACAACAACGUGGACAUAUCCAUCCCUGUCCAAUAUGAUGCAGGGAUUGUUUUAUCCAGGCAAUCAAAUAUCAAUUUCUACGUGGCAAAUUCUACCGGUGCGGUCGUAACAACGUUGAAAACUCUAGAUGACAUCGGCCCGGAGUUUAACUUUACAGUGAAGGUUUCAACGGGCAACUUCCUGGUCAACCUCCUGUAUCUGACCAUCGCCGUGCCGGUCGCCUCUAAAGGGGGAAAUCAGCUCCUCUAUGUUUCGAAAGUGGAAACACAAGCAGGAGGUUCUGUCAGCUGUGAUUCCAGCAGCCUGGUCGACCCUCUGAAGAUCGGGGUGAAAGACCACAGAGUGUCCUUCUCCGAGGAGAGCUUCCGAGGCACGGAGAAACUGGACUGCACCAGUGCCAAAUGCGAGUCUUUGAAAUGCAUCCUCAAAGACACCAAAGUGCAGAGUGACUACUUUGUGACAGUCAGGACAAGGAUCUGGAGUGGCACGUUUAUUUCGGCCACCUAUCAGAGCGUCGAGCUGACCUCCAGCGUCGACGUCGAGACGUCCGACCCCGAUCUCCUCGUCAUCGGCCUCAAACAGCUGCCAGUGGUGGUGACGGUCAGUAAACCAGGAGAGAAAGGGGACGUUCCGGUGGGAGUGAUAGCCGGCAGCGUCAUUGGCGGACUGCUGCUGUUGGCCCUGGCUGUUGGACUACUGUGGAAGUUUGGGUUUUUCAAAAGAAAGUACCAGCAGCUUCAGAGGGAGGCCGGAGAAGACGGGCAGAGCCUCGCACAUGUUGAUGAAGUGCUGUGAAGUGAAGAGGAAAAACCUGCAGCCCUCUCUCUCUCUCUCCCCCGCCGGGUUGUUUCCAGUAGAUACUGGUACUUCUCACUGGUUCUUAUAAAGUGCAAAUGGACUAAAGCUCAGUCACUGGAAAUAUGGCAUUUUGAUGAAAUGCAAGCAGUUCAGGUUUGUGGAUAACUGGGAUUAGACUCGUUUUGCUUUGUGGACUGCAAGUUUUCUAUUUGCGCUCAUGCACUGACUCUGAAUGAAAGUCAAGGCUGUGUUUUUUACCCCAACAUGACAGAAGCAUUUAUACAAUUCUUUAUUCGGGCCUUGGAUGACAUUAUUCAUCUGGAUGCAAAUGUUACCAUCCUGGGUGUUACACUGUAAAAGGCAUCACAGUUUCCUUCAGAAAAACAUUUGUCAAAAUAUUGACCUUUGAAGCACAAACACACACACACACACACACACACACACACACACACACACACACACACACAGUGUAGGCAGUCCAGCUGUAGCAAAAAGAUCUGCCUUGAGAUCCACUGUCACCUCUGACACUCAGGACUUUAAGUGCAUUAAGACUGUUGAGUAUAGUUCAAAUAUCCUGAAAAGAGUGAAAUAGGUUUCUUUGUGUUCGUACUGUAUAUAGUGUAAAACAAAAUGAUGAUCUUUCUUAUUGGGUUUGACACAAGGAAAGAUAAUGUGUUCUUUUUGUUAUUUUAAGAUAUUUAUGAUAUUGCUGAUGGGUUUUUUUAGAGGCACAUAUUGUCAUAUAACGUCAUAAUGUUCAGGGCUGCGCCGCAAAUUUUAUCACUAAAAAAAUUGUGCUUAUUAUUUCCUUAAUUAAGGGGUUUUGCAGAGUAGUUGUUUCAGGAAAAAGGCUAAUUGCAAGUCUUUCAGGUUACAAACUGAGGAAUUCAAAUUGGUUGUUUCGCCCCAAAUAUUAUCCAAAACCAAAUCUAUUCACAUCACUGACAUACAACAUGAACAAACGCAGUUUGAACCAAAUGUUUUUUUGCUCAAACCGAUUUAAAUCGAUUAUGCCAAACUAGUUGCCAAUUAAUUUUCUGUCGGUGAGUUCUAAAUGAUAGACUGACCAACAUUAUUUAUCUGUUGGGCAAAAAGACAUAGGCAUAUGUCGAUGUGUUCCCCGUGUGCAAAUUCUCUUCAUUACAUAGGUGAUGCAUCCUUUAGUUGUUUAAUGCUAAAAGCAACUGUUAAAUUUGACUUAAAAACAUCUGCAACUUCGUUUCUUAUCCUCAAUGUAGGAAGUUUGUUGAGCGUUUGAUCAAAGUUGAUGCUGCACAAACGGAAUGUGUAAUGUCAUUGCUUUGCCACAAGAUGGCAGCAUGAUGUAGAUGACAUGUUGCCCACUGCUCUGUUGAUGCCUUGAACGCUCAAUACCCCUGUCAAUUAGUGCAUCAUAAUUUAUGACCCAUUUUGGAUUGAGUUUCUAUUUCUGUCUCUAGUUUUUGUUCUCCUCCUCUCCUCUCCUUUGCUCUCCUCUUCUCCUCUCUUCUCCUCUCCUCUCCUCUCCUCUCUCUCACCCUUCCCCUUGACAUGCACCACUUCCUUCCAAACAUCAUAUGAAUUUUAAAAAAAAUUCCUUCAACCACCAUUAAUUUCUUCCCUCAUUUUUGACUGUCGUCUUCUCCCACCGUUAGGUUAGUGUGUCCCUUGGCUGUUUUCGGAAUGUGUUUCUGAAUAUUUUCGCCCUUUUUUUCCUGCCAACUCCUGCACCCAGCAGAAUCUUUAGCAUUCAUUUUCUUUGGAUCCGGCUCACUGGAAUAUGCUAUUCGUCUCUAAUAAGUAGCAUGUUUAUUGGUUGCCUGGGCUCGGGGCCCGCUUGUUGGAGGGGAAUAUAUAGAAUUUGAUAAAUGAUUGGACUGGUCUGUUCCACAAUUACUCAUGCUCUACGGUGUUGUGAAAUAGCCUUUUGGAUCUUAUUUAUAUGUGCACAGGGAGCAAUGUGGAAAUACUUGAUGAAAUCAGAUACAAGUGGAAAUGGUUGAACACCUUUGUAAUUCCAGCCCUCUGGGGUUUCCUGCAGAUGAUUGACAAAACGACUGACCCAUGCCACAGCGGGAUGAUUGCUCUUAAAUUGCUGCGACUCAAAAAUGAUGUCAUAAAUUAUUUGAUAACA
Molecule: messenger RNA, 6019 nt
Organism: Scophthalmus maximus (turbot)
Lineage: Eukaryota; Metazoa; Chordata; Actinopteri; Pleuronectiformes; Scophthalmidae
Product: integrin alpha-2-like
Exons: 30
Coding region: 343-3903 (1186 amino acids)
Biological process (GO): integrin-mediated signaling pathway; cell-cell adhesion; cell adhesion mediated by integrin
Cellular component (GO): external side of plasma membrane; integrin complex
Molecular function (GO): integrin binding
Source: RefSeq, a predicted model, not a curated record